AUCGAUCAGACAUUUGUUCCAUUGUGAAUUACUCGAACGUAUUGCGAAGAAGAGACAAAUUGUCAGAAAAAAAUUCCAAUUUUUUGUUCAAUUUCUUGCAAGAAAUCAAUAAAUUUCAACAAUGUUGUUCGGUCAAAGCGUAAAAUUAAUGGGACGCCAGUUGAUGCAAAAUACUGUGCGUAACGGAUCCCAUGGAGGUGUUCCCGGAGAGAAUCUCCCGUUCCAGAUCCAAAACAGAUACCGAUUAACUGCAUUGUUCAUUCUGUUCUUUGGAAGUGGAAUCGCCGCCCCCUUCAUGAUUGUCAGACAUCAACUGCUUAAGAAGUAAAUUAGUCUAGAUUGUUCAGAACUAUUCAUCAUUCUUAGCAAUUGCCGUUAGUAAAGGAUGAACUCCCGCACCAUCUUGGAAAUAUUUAAUGUAACACGAUUGCGUGUAAUACAAAAAUAGAAAUUUAAA
Molecule: messenger RNA, 457 nt
Organism: Bradysia coprophila
Lineage: Eukaryota; Metazoa; Arthropoda; Insecta; Diptera; Sciaridae
Product: cytochrome c oxidase subunit 7C, mitochondrial-like
Biological process (GO): mitochondrial electron transport, cytochrome c to oxygen
Cellular component (GO): respiratory chain complex IV
Source: RefSeq, a predicted model, not a curated record